Messenger RNA from Entrophospora candida, 2028 nucleotides. The record is from the annotation of a GenBank genome assembly. NCBI's taxonomy places the organism in Eukaryota, Fungi, Glomeromycota, Glomeromycetes, Entrophosporales, Entrophosporaceae.
AUGGUGAUAGUUGAAUUAAGCAUUGGUCAAUUAGCUGGAUUAAUUGGUAUUUUUAGUGCUAUCCUACCAAUUAUUAUUUCUGUGUUAGGCACCAUAUCAAUAUUAUUGAGCAUCAAUGAUAAAAUGAUGGCUUUAGAGUGGACAACUUUAAGUAAAGUGGCUGGGGCAAGUCUGCUUAAUAUUUAUGGAACAGGUGGCCAACCUGCUUUAACAGGAAUUAAAUUAUGGGACAUGGGAUCAUAUAAACGUAAUAUACUUUACAUACUUGUUGGGGUAUCUUUAAUAGCAUUAUUUGGAGUAUCAGCUAUUGCACCACUUGGUAUUUAUACAUGUGAAGUAACAUAUGAUAUAACAUCUGUUGAUGCUGAUGUUAUCAAUGCUGAUCCAUUAUUGGAUAGUGCAAUUAAUAACACAUUUUCUCUGAAGGAGCUAACAAGCAUUAGGGUAUGUGGUGGAAUUGACUACCAACCAUGUCCAGGAAUGAAAGAUAGGUUGCAUGUUGAUGAAGAAUAUGCAAUUGAUUUUAACAGAACAUACAGUAACAAUGCAAUGAGAUAUCGUCUGUUGAAAACUAGUAGCAAUUAUAAUAUUUCAUAUCCUUCCUAUGAUUUUAUGAUGUUGAGUGCAACAAGUGUACAAAAGGAGGGUUAUGGAAUUAUUGACACAAUGGUUGCAGAUCAUGAUAAUGGUGGACUUUUAAUAAAUAAUGUAAUUGAGCCCAAUUUAAAAACCAAUGGAAGUCUUGGCUGGUCAAUUCAAGGUUUAUGGUUGCAACCACAUGUCAGUUGUCAUUCAACAAAUAUUACAAUAAUUUCAUGGGAAAACAAUACCGCCUCUUGGAUAGGCUAUGCAGUUAUUAACAACACUGAUAUAAAUUCAUUGGGUAUAAAUCCAAUUGGUGAUCGAGGCCAAUUGACUGAUCUUCCAGCAAGAAGCAUCAGGUAUAGUCAGCUGAUACAAUCUCUUAUUAUGCAAGAAUUAAAUAUGACAGCAAAUGGAACUUUUUUUGAGUCACCAGUUCUUAAAGUUAAUUUUAUGGAGCCAAAAACUGUUAAUUCAGGAAAAUCAUUUGAUGGUUAUUUUGAUUAUAAUGUUAAGUUUAACUCAACACUUAGCUUGAAUGCUGAAAUUCGGUGUAAAGGAUAUGGCGGAGCAGACAAUGUUACAGAAAAUGUAGUUGGUGUUGACUGCUGGACAUUACUUGGAUUUCCCAUACAUACUACACGAGGAAUUGAACAAACUUUGUACAGCUGUGCUAGUGUAGUUGAAGCAAGUGUAAAGACCAUCAAAUUUCAAUCCAGUACAACAGGUGCAACUAAUGUAACAGACGUGCAAACUAUUCCAGCACAGUGGUAUAUUGAAAAGGGAGCUCUUAAUAUUACUGACAUGGACCCUUGGUGGGGAGGAAUUGAAUUUGGAGAAAAACUUCCUAAUAAUAGUUUAUUAGUAAGCGAAAAUACUCUUUUAUUACCAGCAGGAGCUUCCAACAUAUGGGGUACUAAUGCCGAUGCAAAUGCUGCUUCUGCUCCUGCUAUUGCAGUCCACAUGAUGAUUAGCCUUGAGGAUAGUGUAAAUGGUUAUCGAGGAGAUGGGAUUGGAAAUUUGGCUUUAUUACAACAAUGGAAAAAAGAAGGAUUAACUGAAAAAGGUAUAAGUGGUAUGUACAAACGCCAGUGGAAUGAUAUUAUGAUCAAUAUGGUGACUCCUACCAACCAGGCUAAAAUUGUCGGUAGCACUCAAUUUACAACCGAAAAAACAUGCUAUGAUAUACGUUUUGCUACACAGUACUUGAUAGCCAUGUUUGGGCUAAUCAUUAUAUUCUGCAUAUUUUUAGCAAGUCUUAGUUCUUUCAAUUCAUUAAUUAAAAUUAAACAUGUUAUUCGGCAAAUGGAUCUUGGUAGAGCAAUAUUAAAUGUACAAGGAUGUGGAGAAGCAAACACAGUUGGUUCAUCACGAUGGGUAAAAAUAGAUGGUAAAAAAUUAAUAUUAUUGGGCGAAAAUGGGUUUGAAAAACUUGAAAACCCUUAA